AUCUCAUUAGCUAAGGAACCUUUCCAGCUUGGACCUACGUCAUAUCACUGAACUGGAUAAUGAAACCGUGAUGGAAAUUGUCAAGAGGUGCAAAAAUCUUAGCUCUCUCAAUCUCUGUCUGAACUGGAUCAUAAAUGACAGGUGUGUGGAGGUCAUCGCAAAGGAAGGACAAAACCUGAAAGAGCUGUACUUGGUGUCCUGUAAAAUCACAGAUUAUGCGCUGAUAGCCAUUGGGCGAUACAGCAUGACAAUAGAGACGGUGGAUGUUGGAUGGUGUAAAGAAAUUACAGACCAAGGAGCCACCCUGAUUGCACAGAGCAGCAAGUCUCUGAGAUAUUUGGGGCUGAUGAGAUGCGAUAAAGUCAAUGAAGUGACGGUGGAGCAGCUGGUGCAGCAGUACCCCCACAUCACCUUCAGCACCGUCCUCCAGGAUUGCAAGAGGACCCUGGAGAGAGCCUAUCAGAUGGGCUGGACCCCCAACAUGUCCGCGGCCUCCUCCUAAUGCUCCUGCCCACGCUCAGGUCCACGCGGCCGUUCGGCGGGGCAGGGAGGGGUGUAGCUUUGGGGUGGGUGAUCUCUUGGAAAGGUUUGAACUGUCACGUGUCUGUGUGUGUACCCGAGUGUGUAUAUUUGUGUUUCGUUCGCAUACUGCCUAGUAUAAGCGCAAUUGCUGUUUAGUCCCAGGUGAGCUGGUUGUUUUUCUUAAAAGUUAAAGAUUUUAAACGCCACAAACCUUUUGAUUUUUAAGUUCAAAGGCUUAGUUCUCUUUUUUUAAAAAAAGUGUUUUUACUGUGGAAUAAAAAGAAUUGAAUAUAGUAUUUUGAACUUCUAAUUCCUACCACUUGGUAAUGCCCUAAAAUGAAGGCAACUGCGUUCUUUCCUAGUGAGAUAGACUAGCGCACUUCCGCUAUGACAACCAGAACACACGUGAUGUGGCAGUGGUCAGAAGCCUGGAAACCAGCUUCUCUCACUCCCACAUCCAUGCGCACGCACACCAGGGCAGUUCCUUUCUGUGUCAUUUCUGACAUAGGGGCCUCCCUCCCGGCCACUGGGAGAGCAUGCUGCCCACUGUGGCUCUGCUAACUCAGUGUCUCCAUCCGUGGCCAACUUGCUAUCUGGUAGGUGACUUAGGAACUAGAGAGGAGAAAGCCUUUUGUGAAAUUUUAUCUGGAGGUAACAGUCCCCUGGCCAGCUCACAAAAGUUAAUUAUUCAUCAGUCUACAAACGCGUUCUGUUGAGUACUAAAUAUUUCAGUUGAGUUUUACAUUAGCAUUGUGUUAGUUUUCACUUCAUGGAUAGUAACUGGUCUUGGAUGUAUUUUAAUGGCAUUUGGAGCUAAUCUUCACAUUAUUCACAUUAAAGUCAUCAAUGUAAUUAAUAGUGUGAAGUUAUUUUUUAAAAAAUCUACAGAUCAUUUAAUUAUUUUUGUUAAUUUGGGUAAUUAUGAAAUUAUAUUUCUGAGAUUUGGGGGUAGUCACAUUAAUAGAAUAUUAAUGAGUGAUAUAAAUAGACAAUCUUUUUUUGGCUUUGUUUAGCUUUGGGCUUUAGAGCAGGUUUUUGGUCAUAGGCAUGUUAUUUUUAAACAGUUCUUACGCUACUGCAAAGAUCUAUUGCUGGUUAAUGUAUGAGUUAAGAAAAAUUAUAAAGUCUUUUCUUUAAGAUUCUGUUUACACUUGUCAGAAAUAAACAUUUCUUUGUUUAAAGAUCGACACCUUUCAGUUAAGAAAAGAUCUAUGUAAAUGAAUGUUUUGAUUUCACACAUAUUUACAGUUAAUCCAUGUAGAGACUCAGGCUCAAAUAACCUUUCCUCUGUCUAGAUUUAUAAUCAAGACAGCAGGGAGCCUUUUUAUGCUAAAGAGUGAUUAUCUUUCCCAGUAGAGCUAGAUACGAAACCCUGGCUUGUGAGUUUGCUAUUUAUUCUUCCCCAGUAUGGACUAGCUGUUUUUGUUUUGUUUUUUGGUCUUUCACAGGUAUACUAAAGUUUGAGUUUACCUUUCUAUAAGUCCCAAUAUUGCUAAAAUGAGACUAUCUUUAAGAAACAGAAAAAUAGCUUUACAUUCAAAUGUCAUUCACUUAUUUAUAAUGACUCCCAAAAAUGUAAACAACUGCUUUUUUUUGAUUAUGUCAACAUGCUUCUGAUAUGGCUUUUUUAUUUUUAUUUUUUGCUUUUAAUCCAAAUCAGUUAGGAAAAUCUAGUCAGUACCCACCAAGGGUGUUUUUUUCUGUCACUAAAUGGUUUAUUAAUUUAAUUUUAAGGGAAUGAAGUUUGUGUAAGGAAAAAAAAAGCUGUUUACCAUUAAUAAACUGUAAUUCUUCUUACACAUCAAACUGUAUUGUUUUCAUUUCCCCUCCACUGAAAAAAAUAUCUUAAAUCAUAAUAUUUUAACUGGUUUUUAAUCCAAAACUAAUUUAUAAGACAGUAUGAAUAGUAAUAGUAGCUUGAGUGAAUAAGCAAAAGUUUAAUUUUUAUAUAUGUCACACUAUAUUUUAAAUAGUUGAAAAAAAAAAGACUAAAGAAGGGAGAGCCAUCCUUGAUACAGAUGGUGCCAUUUCAAUUCAAAAUUGUAAUAAUUUUGGAGUGUUACAGUUUGUUGUCAAAUGGUUUCAGAAGUGUACAAUUGAUUUUUUUAAUGUUGCAACGUUUGAUCUAAAGUGCAGCACUAUAACAUGCUUCAGCUUGGGUUGGGGGGUGGGGGGGUGCACUCUUAUUCUUUAAGAUGUUGACUAAUCCAGAAAGCCUGAUGCCACAUAACCUGGAAAACCGCUUUGGUAUAUUUGUAGAAAUCUCUAGAAAUGUCCUAUCCAGCCUCAAAGCAUUAAUCUCAAAAAACAAACAACAAAAAACAGAAAAUGCAUUACCUCGAGUGAUCCUGUGGUGGUUGUUGAAUGUGUUCUCAUUAGAUGCUUUGAAUUGAGGCUUAAAAUGAUUUUUCUGGGCAAUAUAGAAUUUUUUUGUUUUGUUUUUGCUUAGAAUGUCAUAAAUGUAUGUGAACACGUUUAAUGCAGGGCUUUUUAUCCUCUCCAAAAUGUCAACAGUAUUUUCAGAAUAAAGGCUAUGAAAUAUAUUGCUGUAGUGGAAAUUCUGGUCCUUUGUCUUUAAUGUCUUUUUGAGUGGAUAAAGGAAAUUUACUCGGUUUGUAGUAUCUAUAUUUCUGUGAAUCUUUUGACCUUGCAAUGGGUUGCAAUAAAAGAGAAACAAAA
Messenger RNA from Myotis davidii, 3201 nucleotides. It is a transcript of the gene FBXL17, whose product is annotated as F-box and leucine-rich repeat protein 17. Gene Ontology annotation, biological process: SCF-dependent proteasomal ubiquitin-dependent protein catabolic process. Gene Ontology annotation, cellular component: SCF ubiquitin ligase complex. The record is from RefSeq and is a predicted model, not a curated record. Lineage: Eukaryota; Metazoa; Chordata; Mammalia; Chiroptera; Vespertilionidae. Bases 71 to 502 code for a protein of 143 amino acids. The transcript has 4 exons. Gene Ontology annotation, molecular function: protein binding.